GCGGAAAGAGAACGGCGGAAAUGGUUGGCGAUCUGACAGAAGCAGAGCGACAAUGGACGCUGCACUGUUUUAAGACACAAAGAGACACACUACAGUCUCAUCUCUGUAACGCGAGGGAGAUUUACUAAUGCCUUGAACAUGGGGAAGGUUUGUCGAACAGCAGCGAUAGCUUUAUACCUCUGGGGUCUCUUUAUGCAGUUCAGUCGUCUGUCAGCUCUUGGGGUCAAUGAACUGCUGUAUUUCCGGGUCAUCAGUCCAGAGGAGAUAGGCUACCUCUUCAGUGCUGCACCUGCUAAAGACUUUGGAGGCACUUUCACAUCAUUUUACGAUGAGAUUUUUCUCGUGCCAGCAGACCCUGCAGAUGGAUGCUCAGAGUUGACGGACAGAGAGAUCCUUCAAGGACAAGUGAUCCUGGUGGAAAGGGGGAUGAUGAUCAGAAGAUCUCUUCAGAGACAAGCACUGCCUUGGGCUGUCAUUUCAAUUCCUGUCAAUGUUUCUGCUUUGGCCUCGUUUCCAUUCAAGCAGCCUCCUUGGACUCUUUGGUAGAAAUGACUCACUCACAAAUUCAUCCAAUAAACAGUUUCUGUCAUUGGUGCACAACAUGUAAAUUGCAACUAAAUCUGAAGCCUCACAAGGACAUUUCUGAUUAUGGUUGGCACGUGCACCUGCGCUAAGUCACUAAAUCUAACAUAUAGAAUGAUUGCACUCAGAGCCUGUAGAGUAUGGGAGAAACUUGUUUAGCCACUGAACCUGGAACAAAUCAUCAAAUAAUAAACGAAACCUGCAUGCUCAUUCUUAGUGCUUAGCUAAACUUGUGUGUCCAGGAAAACAGUCUCCAGGAACUUGUGUUCAGAUGCUUUGUAUGUCGUUUUGGUUACGAAACUGUGAAAAAAUGUUGAGAAACAGAAACGACCUUCCUUCUGUUUUAUCAAAUAGUCGAAACUGCAGGGGGGAAAAACCAGGCCAUUACAUUCCUGUUUAUGUGCAUCAGCUUGUAACAGUGUGGUUCUCUUGUGUGAAUGGAAAAAAAAAAUUUCUCAUUAUGGAUAAGUAGAAACUUCAAUUUAAAAAAGAAAAAUUGACUUGUUUGAUAUUUUAGUGCCUUUUGUCUGUGCAUUUUAGUUAGUUCACUGACACAUUUGUUUGUAGUUUUGGUAAACAGGACUGAUGAAAAUUAAAAGCAUGAGAUGCCACGAAUAGCCUUGCUGAAAAUAAUAAUAGACAUUGUGAUGAUAUUGCAAAGACAUGUUAAUCUGCACAAAGUUAACUGGAAGGCAGCUAUUGUAAAGCUCUAAAGAGAGCUUUGACUGCUCUGGAAACACCAUGUCAGAGUUCACCCUCGUGAAAAUAAUUGCCACUACAUUAUCCUGUAUUUUAUUUUUAAGAAUGUCCUGAUUUGAAUAGUCUUUGUAAAUAAAGUUGUAUGUUUAAGGUUG
This is a messenger RNA of Haplochromis burtoni (Burton's mouthbrooder), 1436 nucleotides long. RefSeq names its product protease-associated domain-containing protein 1. NCBI's taxonomy places the organism in Eukaryota, Metazoa, Chordata, Actinopteri, Cichliformes, Cichlidae. The record is from RefSeq and is a predicted model, not a curated record.